AUGUCAGGCCGGAGUGGGAAGAAGAAAAUGUCCAAGCUGUCCCGGUCAGCCAGGGCCGGUGUCAUCUUUCCAGUAGGUCGGUUGAUGCGUUACCUGAAAAAGGGGACAUUCAAGUACCGGAUCAGCGUUGGUGCUCCUGUCUACAUGGCCGCCGUCAUUGAGUACCUGGCAGCGGAAAUCCUAGAGUUGGCUGGCAAUGCUGCAAGGGACAACAAGAAGGCCCGGAUAGCCCCCAGACACAUCCUGCUGGCCGUCGCCAACGACGAGGAGCUCAACCAGCUGUUGAAAGGAGUGACCAUCGCCAGUGGGGGUGUCCUGCCGAGGAUUCACCCUGAACUGCUGGCCAAAAAACGAGGCACCAAAGGAAAGUCAGAAACUAUCCUCUCCCCACCCCCAGAGAAAAGAGGAAGGAAGGCCGCGUCGGGCAAGAAGGGGGGUAAGAAAUCCAAGGCCGCCAAGCCACGGACGUCCAAAAAGUCCAAACCAAAGGACAGCGAUAAGGAAGGAACAUCAAAUUCCACUUCAGAAGAUGGACCGGGGGACGGUUUCACCAUCCUGUCUUCCAAGAGCCUCGUUCUGGGGCAGAAGCUAUCCCUGACCCAAAGUGACAUCAGCCAUAUUGGCUCUAUGAGGGUGGAGGGCAUCGUCCACCCAACCACAGCCGAAAUCGACCUCAAGGAAGAGAUAGGUAAAGCCUUGGAAAAGGCAGGGGGUAAAGAGUUCUUGGAAACAGUAAAGGAGCUUCGCAAAUCCCAAGGCCCUUUGGAAGUGGCGGAAGCUGCCGUCAGCCAAUCCAGUGGACUCGCAGCCAAAUUUGUCAUCCACUGUCACAUCCCCCAGUGGGGCUCCGACAAAUGUGAAGAGCAGCUGGAAGAGACCAUCAAAAACUGCCUGUCCGCCGCCGAGGACAAGAAGCUCAAGUCCGUCGCCUUCCCGCCUUUCCCCAGUGGCAGAAACUGCUUUCCCAAACAGACGGCCGCCCAGGUGACCCUCAAGGCCAUCUCAGCCCACUUCGACGACUCGAGCACGUCCUCGCUGAAGAAUGUGUACUUUCUGCUGUUUGACAGCGAGAGCAUCGGCAUCUACGUACAGGAGAUGGCCAAACUGGACACCAAGUAGCUCUCCAGUGGGGAGAGUCAGGGUCACGUCUCCAGAGUGGGGGUUUUAUUUUUUAAAAGGAUUGAGGACGGGUGACGUGGCAGGGGAGCGGAGGGCGGCUGAGAGGGGAGCAGAGGCAGCGGAACAGGGCCUGACUGCCUGGGGAAGGGGCCCAGCGCAUUUUUUUAUAUUCUCUUUACAAAAAGGCCUCUUCCGAAAUUAACCAGGUCUCCACCAAGGGUUUUUUUCCCAUGUGUUUUCUUCCUGUUGUUUUAGAACUUUUUUUUUAAAAAAACAAACAAACAUAAAAAUAGACCUUGUUUAGAUUUAUAGCAUUGACUUUUACUCUCUCUCUCUCUCUCUCUCUCUCUCUCUCUCUCUCUCUCUCUCACACACACACACACACACACACACACAAGUCUUUUCAAAGUUCUUAAGUGUUUGGUUCCUCCUUUUUCCAAGUCAGGAGGGCAUGACAGCCACUUGGGUGUACUGGCUGUCUCCCUCAGUGGAGAGAAGAUGGGAAAGACGUCCUAGGGUGCUUUUCUCUUCUGUAAUAGGUCCCCUCCCUGACCCCCUAAAAUAUUUGUAACUACACCUAAAAGGGUUUUGCCUUGGGAUUUUUGUUUGUUCGGUUUUGUUUUUUUUUUAAAGAAAAAGAAAAAUGAAAGGAAAAAAAAAUAAAAGAUCCAGUGUCUUUCUUAUAACAUAUCCCUUUAUUGCCAUAUUUCCUCCUCUUGACUGUCUCCACGGGUAGAUUCUUCCAGGGUGUUGUAAAGAAACUGCACAAGGCCUGUCACCCUAGCAUCCCACUAUGCUUUCUAAGGCUCCUGGUCAGCCCGCAUCAUGACGGGCUUUCUGCGGGUGUUCGGUCCUGCCUUCAGCGAGGGUGAGCCUGCUGGCUAGCAUCCACAACAGCAGAGCUGGGGACAAAACUGCCCGUGGGUCAUGAUUCCCUGGGGAGAGACUUAAGUCUUAGCCCCAGCCUGUGCAACUGAACAGAACAGACCUUAGCAACAGCCCAAAUGGACUGGAAGUGCCAGGGAGGCUGGGCAAGGACUCUGCCACCUGUAAGCAGAGGCCAAGGCCAAAAGCAAACAGGAAGAGGCAGAGCAGAGAGAGCCAAGCCUGAAUCUACUGGAGUGGCUUCCCGGUCUCUUCUGGUAUAGGCACUCAAUUUAGGCCAUGCACCAGCAGCUCUUCCCUCCUGGGCGAGCUCACUUGGAUAGAGAAGUCAUUCGUGUACCUUAGCCUUCUGUAGUAGACAUGAUGGCCAGUGAGGACCCAAGUGACAAGAGCUGGCGGGGAAAUCAGCAGCAUAGCUCCCCACCCCCGCUCCCUAUCUCCCAGCCCCAGCAGCAGCCUGUGAGGGUAACCUGGAAAUCACUAGGAAUCGUCCACAGUUGUCCCUCCAGUCUCUGAAGAUCAAGCAUCCAGUACCCUCCCCGAGUCACGGAUCACCGUCCUGGGAUUCCUACAGCAGUGGCAAGCCAGGCUUCUGUCUUAGCACCUCCAGCCUUAUAAACCUCACCCUGCUAGCAUGGUGUUGGAGUGGCUGUUCUCAGAGCCAAGCAACCGCCAUCAACGGGCUCAGCUGCUCCCCCCUUUAAAAGGACUGUCCCAGCUGGCCUUAUUGAUGGUUUUUAUCCCCUCGUGGAACGGUGGGGAGGCAGGAGACCCUUGCCUGUGAAUUCCCUACCACCUGUUGUAUGCAACGCUGCCUUAAUUGCAUGUGGACCCAACGAGUGGAUUGAGCAUAUAGGCCAGGAAAGGCUAGGAGAAAGGUGGUCCACUUAUGCUGCCCCGUAGCUAUGGAACCCUCAUGCCUGCUGGUUAAAGUUUUCCAGGCUUGGCCUGUUGUGGGGAGAAGCACUCACACCCCUCAGAUACUAUAUAAGGAACCCCAAUAAACUCACUGGUUCCCCAGAGUAAAGUGUGACAGAAUCGUGCCUCGGUUUGUCAUUGGAACCUUCCUUAGGAGAUGCGGAUAGAUGUUGUUUAUAUGCCCCCACCCCCACGCCGGGAAGAGAUUUCAGCAACAGAUGGACUAGCUAGAGGGGAACUUUGUCUCUCUGUAAAUGUACCUGUGACUUACAGUCAGAUAAAUAUGGAGAUAAAGGUUCAUGAAGGUUAAAGAGGGUUUCAGGAACAUUACCUGAGCUCAGGAGUUCAAGGCCAACACUGGAGAGAGAGGGAGAGAGAGAGGGAAAGAGUGUUGGGGGGGGGGG
Molecule: messenger RNA, 3326 nt
Organism: Alexandromys fortis (reed vole)
Lineage: Eukaryota; Metazoa; Chordata; Mammalia; Rodentia; Cricetidae
Gene: Macroh2a2
Product: macroH2A.2 histone
Exons: 8
Coding region: 1-1119 (372 amino acids)
Biological process (GO): nucleosome assembly; heterochromatin formation
Cellular component (GO): nucleosome; chromatin
Molecular function (GO): protein heterodimerization activity; DNA binding; structural constituent of chromatin
Source: RefSeq, a predicted model, not a curated record